This is a messenger RNA of Fundulus heteroclitus (mummichog), 7057 nucleotides long. RefSeq names its product transcription factor SOX-6. The record is from RefSeq and is a predicted model, not a curated record. Gene Ontology annotation, molecular function: RNA polymerase II cis-regulatory region sequence-specific DNA binding; DNA-binding transcription factor activity, RNA polymerase II-specific. The coding region runs from base 460 to 2805 and encodes 781 amino acids. Gene Ontology annotation, biological process: regulation of transcription by RNA polymerase II; central nervous system development; cell fate commitment. The transcript has 16 exons. Gene Ontology annotation, cellular component: nucleus. NCBI's taxonomy places the organism in Eukaryota, Metazoa, Chordata, Actinopteri, Cyprinodontiformes, Fundulidae.
UCUCUGCCUCUUUGCCCGGCAGUGCCCUGCACUCUCACUGAAGUCUCCACGUAGUGCCGGACGGGAAAUAACCCAAAAACACUUUUUUUUUUAGGGGGGUUUAUAUUAGAAACCUGGCAGCUCCUCGGGCUCGGCGUCACCUCUGACAGCGACGCAGAAAGUCUCUGAUUCCCACUCUUCUCUCCUCGUCGGAGCGCAAACGGAGGAGUUACACCGAAGUCCCCGACGCGCUCCAGAGAUGGUGACUUUACGCACGGGAUCCGAAGGCAGCCCCAACUGACUCCCCGCUUCCUCCAGUCCCGCCGUCGGGUCAACAUCACACGCCGACGAGUCGCCAAAGUUUGCGAGAGUCUGCGCGGCGCAUGUGGAAGAAGUGAGUCCAGGUAAGGCAACGUUCAUGAGUUUGAAAGUCAUCCACAAGUGAGAAGAGGGUGUUGGAGCUCAAGUCUGUUAUCUCUAAUGAUGUCUUCCAUGCGAGCCACGCCUCCUUUUCAGCCGCCGUCUGAGGAGGCGGAUGUAAUGGCUCAGGACAACGCAGCCUGGGCCGGAGACGAGCGAGAAGGCCCGACGGAGAUGGCGUCGCCCUCUUUGCACGAUCCGCCCCACCCGGACGAACUCCAGCCUGUCGGAAAGAAAGCGGCGGACGUGGAGUGGGAAACGGUCCCCCCCGCUGUGACGGACAAUGAAGGCAGCAAAGGCUGCUCCGGCUACGCUUACCGGACUAACGCUUCCUCUCCCACCAAGCCAGAGGAGUGUCCCAGGGAUCGUGGAGAGUCGGUGAUCGGCCUCACCUUUGGGACUCCAGAGCGCCGUAAAGGAAGUCUGGCCGACGUGGUGGACACACUGAAACAGAAGAAGCUCGUGGAGCUGACCAAGUCAGAACAAGACGAACCGUCUUGCAUGGUGAGGCUACUUUCCAAAGACUGGAAGGAGCAUGUUGAAGGCCUUAACGCCAAUGAACUACUGGGGGAGGUAAAAGGUACGCCGGAAUCGCUCGAGGAAAAGGAGCGCCAGCUUUCGACCAUGAUUGGUCAGCUGAUCAGUCUGAGGGAGCAGCUUCUGGCCGCCCACGAUGAGCAAAAAAAGAUGGCAGCGUCACAACUGGAGAAGCAGAGGCAACAGAUGGAGUUGGCCAGGCAGCAGCAGGAGCAGAUUGCCAGACAGCAGCAGCAGCUUUUGCAGCAGCAGCACAAGAUCAACAUUCUCCAGCAACAGAUUCAGGUCCAGGGCCACAUGCCUCCUCUGAUGAUCCCCCUGUUCCCACACGACCAGCGCUCUCUGGCUGCCGCUGCCGCCGCACAACAAGGCUUCCUCUUCCCGCCCGGCAUGUCCUACAAACCCGGCGAGAAUUACCCAAUGCAGUUCAUUCCCUCAACAAUGGCAGCCGCAGCGGCGUCUGGACUCAGCCCGCUACAGCUGCAGCAGCUGUAUGCCGCACAGCUGGCAAGCAUGCAGAUCUCACCAGGAGCCAAGAUGGCUUCCAUCCCACAGGCUCCCAACUCCUCCAGUCCUCUUUCACCCUCCCACCUCAAGAGCGAGAAACAAGUAUCCAGCCCUGUCACUCAGAUUAAGGAAGAAGGAUCCACACAGCCACUGAACCUCUCAGCCAGACCUAAGACAGCCGAGCCUUAUCGCUCUCCAACGUCACCAACGCAGAGCUUGCUCACUGGAAACAAGACCAGCCCGAGCAACAUGGGCAAGGGUCGCAUCCCCAGCCCCAUCCCCAUCCCAAGCAUGGGCAGAAACACCUCCCUGGACAUCCUGUCCAGCCUUAACUCCACAGCGUUAUUUGGGGACCAAGACGCAGUGAUGAAAGCCAUCCAGGAGGCCAGGAGCAUGAGGGAGCAGAUUCAGAGGGAACAGCUCCACCAUCAGCAGCAGCAGCAGCAGCAGCAGCCGGGCCACCAGAGCCUGGAGGCCAAGCUGUCCGCGCUCAGCAGCAUGAACCUCAACAACAGCAGCAAGGAGCGGCUACACUAUGAGACUCUGAGCCAACAUCUGGGGAAGCUUGGGGAAGAGGCGGGGAAGAUGGUCCAUCGAGUCAUUGACCUGACAAGACCAGAGGAUCUGGAUGGUAACACUAUCACAGAGGCGCGGGUAUUCAGAGAGGCACGAGGCAGGAACAGCAGCGAGCCCCACAUCAAGAGGCCAAUGAACGCCUUCAUGGUCUGGGCUAAAGACGAGAGGAGGAAGAUACUGCAGACCUUCCCUGACAUGCACAACUCCAAUAUCAGCAAGAUCCUCGGUUCUCGCUGGAAAGCCAUGACCAAUCAGGAGAAGCAGCCGUACUACGAGGAGCAGGCCCGUCUGAGCAAGAUCCACUUGGAGAAAUAUCCCAACUACAAGUACAAGCCACGGCCCAAGAGGACCUGCAUCAUCGACGGCAAGAAGCUGCGCAUCGGGGAGUACAAGCAGCUGAUGCGCUCGCGGCGUCAGGAGAUGAGGCAGUUUUUUGUGGGACCUCAACCCCAGAUUUCUCUGGGCAACAGCUCAGGAGGUGUAGGAGUUUACCCGGGCGCCAUAACCAUGGCUACAGCAGCCACGCCCUCCCCACAUCUGACCUCGGACUGCUCGAGCACCUCAGCCAGCCCUGAGCCUAACAUCCCAGUCAUCCAGAGCACGUAUGGGGUGAAGUCUGAGCCCGCUGGGGGGAGCAACGGAAUAGGCGUCGUCGGCACCAUGGAUCUUCCCGGCGACCACGCAAACGGAGACGACGACAUGGACAUGUACGAGGACUUUGAGGACGAGCCCAAAUCAGACUAUAGCAGCGAGCACGAGACACGGGAGGCGGUCAGCGCCAACUGACCUCGAUCAAAGUGCGUAAACAUAAAAAGAACAACUCCCUUUACAUCCAGAGACAAACUCUGAUAACAAAGUUUUAUCACAGAGACCUCCAGGCAGACUUUCAGGACAUAUUCCUGCAUUUACUGAGCAUGCCCAGGCAAGAUCUAAAAUCUGCAGACGUGCUCAAAGGGUUACAGAACAGUAUCUUGACAGGUGCUCCAGUUGGAGAGAAGUGGGGCCGAGAGGGGGAAGAAAGUGUCCCACGAACACGACCUCAGUAAUCAUUCAGACUUUGAGCUGACAAGGAGCUGCAGUUUCCUACACCCUGACAAUCGUUAACGGAGCAAGGAGAACGAGCGAGAGCAAGACAAAGAACAAAUGAGCAACAAACGCAUCACAUGCGGUGUGGUUUGUAGAGAGCAUGCAUGGGUUUUUCAAGCAUCGCAAAAAUGCUCUUUGACAGCUAUUUGGUCUUAAAUGUUUCAAGAGUGUGUUAGUUUUACUAUUACGACGUAUUUUACUUUUUGUGAUCCCGUUUUGUUUUCUGUUCCAUCGAUCUCUCUGACAGGUCUCACUGCCUGUACAACUUCUGGACUGUCGGAACUUGAAAUUUGGAAAGUUUUUAAUAUAAAUUCUAAUUUGUGUUAUCUUAUAGUCUUACUUUAAUUUCUGAUAAACACAAUGCUAAGCCCUUUUUUCCUGAUGAACCGCUUAUAUUACAUUACUGUUAGAUUUAGAUUUUUUUUUUUUUUAAGAAAUAUCCCAGCUCAGGUAUGAUGUGCCAGCUUGUGAAUGUUUUUGUUUUGAAUUUUUUUUCCAUAAAAGUAGGACUUUUUAGAUGUUCCAUAGCUAGGACUUUUCAGACUGUCAUUUAAUUAAAAAGAGCAAAAUCCGUCAUUAUUAUUAUUAUUAUUAUUAUUAUUAUUAUUAUUAUUAUUAUUAUUAUUAUUAUUAUUAUUAUUAUUAUUAUUACUAUUAUUAUUAUUAAAGGAAAACCCCAGACAUUGUACAGUUUUCUUCAGAUGUGCCAAACAUUCUUUUUUUUUUUUCUCCCGGGAUGUUGUAGUCUUAAUUUCAAAUGCUGCAAAAAACAAAAAAGUCUUAUACAAUCACCUUUUUUCUAUCUGAUGUGAUGGAUUGUUUUGAGUAGAAUGCUGGUUCCCCUCCUGAUCCAAUCAUAGCCAGAGCUCAGGGAGCACAUGUCUUCUUCACACACGCUCAGUCACACAAACAUGCCGUGUCGGUCCAGUUCUCCAUUUAACUUUGAGACACACAGUAGCUGAGUAGCUCAUUUUAUAUCCAACUGGACGGGUGCUUUCAUAAACCAUAUUGCUCUUAGUUCCUUCACGAUAAGACAGUUUGCUGGAAACUUAGUGUUGUAUCCAUAUUACGGCUGACCCUUUAAACAAGGCUAAUAACAGAUGCACUUUUUUUUUUUUUAGUUUAAUUAGAGUUUCAAGGCAAAGUUUAUAAUUUUUGAACCAAUGUUUUGUUAAGGGGUUAUAAGCUGUUGAUAUCUUACCUGAGAUAAGUGACUCUCCUUUAGUAUAAAUCCAUGUUAGCUGAAGCUGGAAGCAAAAACUAAGGGCGUGGCCAAUAGCAGCUGAUACUAAACAGAAUUAUUAUGUUUUUGUUUAUCAACUUUAAUCUCAAAACAUCUUACAAGUUUAGGCGGAUGCUAUUUUUUUUUUUUAGAUCUGACCUGCUAAUUCUGUGAUGUUUUUUAUAAUGUAAAACAGAAACUUGCUGCAGGUUCAAUGAUAAAGGUAUUAAUUACAGUAUUAUCUCAUUUUAUACAUCAAAUUAUUUGUACCUAACCUUUAUCAUUUUUAUUAUAUGCAAAAAAAAAGUGCAUUAAACAAGUACUGAGAGCAGAACAUGUGAAGUGUUUCUGGUCAAAGUUUCCGUCUGACAUGAUGUUCAUACUCGUAAAAACUAAACAUACUGCAGCUGUUUGAGUGAGCCCUAUUUUAUCAAUUUUAACACCAACUUACCUUUCUAAUGUAGUUAUUCCAGAAACACUUUACUUUUUUCACAAAAUGUUCCAUAAAGAAAGAUUUAUUGUUGCGACAGUGCCUCCUAGUUUCAUAUCCAAUAUAAAUACUCAUUGGCUUCUCUGGAAAUUAGUGUCAAAAGGAAAUGUUAUUACGGUUUAAAUUUUUUUUGCAACCAUAUAAACUCCUUUUAAUGUUGUUUUUUGUGUUGUUUUUAAGUCUGAUUUGGUCAUAGCCCCUCUUAGACGAGGCAUUAGCUUCAGCCAGGAUAGUUGUUUACUGCAGGUAAGAUAUUAAGGUUUUUGCAACUUUUCAAUAAAGCUUCAUUUCAAAAGUCCUUAACUAUCCCUUUAAGAAUUCCUGAUACCUGAAAGGAUAUUUUAAACUCUUACUCAGAAUCAUACGAAAGGGGAAAAAAGAGCCACAGAGAGAUUCUAAUAAAGGAUGAAGAUUUAUUAUUGUGGAUUUUGUUUUUUUAUUUAGAACUAAAAUGUUGCAGAAAUUACUUUGUCUCUUUGCUUGUUUACCCUAAACGUCUUCUUAGAAUAAGGUGAAAAAUAUUCAAAAUUCAUACAUAAAAAAACAACAAUAUCAAAAGGUUUGUUAUUUUAAAAGAUGAUAUGUUCUAUUUUUGAUUUCAAUUUGGUGAUAAAUGGUCAUAGGGUGAGGAGUGCAUAAUACAAAAUCAGCCAGUCAUUCUUUUUCCACCAUCUGAUGUAAGAUGUUUCAAAGUUCCUCUGAUUCAUAGUUAUGCUGAGGGAAAACGUAUUUGUGCUCACACACACGUCAUCAUCUUCUGUUUUGAAGAACACUUUUGGACAUAGAUUUUACUUUGUCUCAUAUCAGGAAAAUCCCUUCAAGGUAAAAAACAAAAAACAAAAAAAAAUAAAAUUAUUUUCUAAAUUAGUAACUGAGUGGUACCCUGGGCGUUUUUCUAAUAUUUUUUACAGCUUCAUGACAAAAUUUAUCCUCAUUAUUCUUUCUGUCUGUUUUUACUAGUACUGAACAUUUGCUUUAGCUCCUGUUUUAUUUCUUUUGGUUUCAUACACAUAUUAAGCACUGGAUAUUAAAUCUGUUGUAUUUUCCUGUUUUUUAUUUUAUUUUAUUUAGAAUUGACUAAUGUGAAGUUAUUGUUUGAAUUAAAACAUUACAAAUUAGUUGAUAAAGUCUGAUCGUUUGGGGGGAGCCUCGAUGACGCCAGGCACCAGUAAAUGGCCAUUUGUCUUUCGAUUCAUUUUUUUAAUUAAUUUAAGCAAAUUUUGUUUCUGCAGCUCCGGUGGCAUCUGAAUGGGUCACGCCACCUCUGAUCUGUUUAAAAAGAAAAGUAACCUCAUGCUCUUGUUAGUCGUGACCCGCAGAAGCAGAGCACAUGUUUCAUGGUCACACGUAUUUUUUCUUUUCUUGUUUUGUGAUGAGUAUUGUAUUUGAAAUUCAAUUGUGCGUUUUAACAUUUCAUUGUAUUUAUUAGCCUGCUUUGGCUCUAAAAAGUGUCAGUACAACUUGGUGAGAGAGACAAUCUGAAAAAAAUAUAUAUAUGAAUAAAAAAAGACCUGAGAUUUUCACCUUGAUCUGUUCUUCCAUCAUUGCUGUUUUUUUCAUGUUUGUAAAUACAUUUAUAGUAAUAUAAUCAUUUAUUUUAAAAGGGAAGCUAAUAUUAGAGUGCUAUUUGCUGUUCAGUUGUGUGUGUGUGUGUGUGUGUGUGUGUGUGUGUGUGUGUGUGUGUGUGUGUGUGUGUGUGUGUGUGAAAGCAGUUUGCUCAAGGGACAUGUAGUGCUUUAUGAAUUUCUAUUUCCAUUGCUCUAAAUGGAGGUAGUUCUUUUCCAAGGAUCUAAUAAUUUCCAACACAAGGCUUUCUGUUUCCAAAGCCCGGCUAUUCCACUUGGUCUUUAUUUUUUGGUGGCCCAUUACAGUAAAUGUGGCCUAUUGUUCCACUGUGUGUGCGAGUGAGGUAACGCUACACAUUCUGACUGUGCUGUGGUGUAUGAGCCACGGCGCCGGCGCUCGCUGCAGCCAAUCCAGCGACAGAAACUGAGAACUCAGCCAUAUGCAACCACACAAUAAAUCUAAUUGUAAUUCCCAAAUCAACUGUAGCGUCACCCUGCAAAGGGCGCUGACAAGUUUGUCGCACUUCUUUGUAAGGUUUUAUGAAUGUGUGUGUGUGUGUGUGUGUGUGUGUGUGUGUGCAGACUCUGUGUCAUAACUUUGAGCUGGGAGGGGUGUUUGAAAUCAUUCUUGUACUGUUGCCAUACUAAUCUCAUUAAAUAAGUCCUCAUAAUUUA